ACGUUACAAACUUGUUAACAACAUGUGUAACUUUAAUAUUCCCGUGUGGAAAUUAAGUUCGGAGGAACUCAAUUGAAAUAGCAAUUGGAGCAGGUAUUUCAUUUUUUCCUUGAUGUCAAGUAGUAUAUAUUUGUUUUAUAAUGUCUAGUAAAUAUGGUCGGCCAUAUUCCAUUGUCAGGACAUUUCGUUGUUUGUCUUGUGCUCAACGAACACUUCCAGCAGUACCACGAACGAUUUUGAACGGAACGUUGGACUCUCACCAUGCCGCAACUCCGGGGUCAGGGAUCCACUCCGUCCGUCGUCGAUCAUUUUUAUUCGCGGCGAAUUCGGGAGGAGCUUGUCUGGAGAGCCGGCGACCGGCGUUUACACCUUCGCCUGGGAUAUGUCGGAGUUUUUCAGACAAGGAUGACAAGAAUGUUAGAGCAUUGUUUAUUCCUGUUCCUGUUAAACCUGCUAAUAAUCCAGAUGACAUUAACAUCGGCGAAGAGCUUGGUGCAAAUUUGAAGAAUAAGAAAGAUGAAUUGAUGAAGAUUCUCACAAAGUUUUCAAAAAGGCCAACUAUCCAGAGGCUUGCUGAAGAAGAAGGAUUAGAUGAUAACCUCUUUCAUCAAAGUUUCAUGAGCUUCAGGAAAUACAUCACAGAGGUGGAGUCUCUGGAGCCUGAUCUGCAUAUUAUUCUUAGUGACAUUCUGGUAGGGGCGGGGCAUAUAGAUGACAUCUUUCCUUACUUCAUACGCCAUGCCCGCCAGAUCUUCCCUGCCCUGGACUGCAUGGACGAUCUAAAAAAGAUCAGUGACCUCACAGACCCAGCCCAAUGGUACCCUGAGGCUAGAGCUAUUGAAAGGAAGGUUGUAUUCCAUGCAGGACCUACUAACAGUGGUAAGACAUACCAUGCCUUAGAGAGAUUCAGCAACGCAAAGUCUGGAGUCUACUGUGGUCCACUGAAGCUGCUGGCCAGUGAAGUACACAAGAAGACUAAUGAUAGGGGUAUCAUGUGUGACUUGGUAACAGGAGAGGAGAGGAAGUAUGCUCACCCAGACUCGAUUCCUUCACCUCAUGUGGCAUGUACAGUAGAGAUGACCAGUGUUUCCCAACCAUAUGAGAUAGCAGUCAUUGAUGAAAUCCAGAUGUUAAGAGACCCUUCCAGAGGUUGGGCAUGGACAAGAGCUUUACUUGGAGUUAAUGCCAAGGAGAUUCAUCUAUGCGGAGAGCCAGCCGCUAUUGAUCUUGUCAAAGAACUCACUCUAUCAACGGGUGAUGAGCUUGAGAUACGACAUUACAAAAGGCUGACAUCGCUACAAAUCUUGGAUCAACCAUUAGGAAACCUUGAGAAUGUGAAACCAGGUGAUUGUAUUGUUGCAUUCAGUAAGAAUGAUUUAUAUUCAAUCAGUAGACAGUUAGAAGCUAUGGGAAAGGAGUGUGCUGUUAUCUAUGGAUCAUUACCACCAGGUGCCAAACUGAGUCAAGCAGCAAAGUUCAAUGACCCUGAUGACCCCUGUAAGAUACUGGUUGCCACCGAUGCUAUUGGAAUGGGGCUCAAUCUGAGUAUUAAGAGAGUUAUCUUUAACAGUCUAAUCAGGCCAUACAUUAAUGAGAAAGGAGAGAAAGAGAUGGAUAGACUGACUACAUCACAGGCGCUUCAGAUAGCUGGUAGAGCAGGGAGAUAUGGUACUCAGUUUGAGGAAGGGGAAGCUACCACCUUCCAUGCUGAUGAUUUACCCCUCCUCAAAGAGAUUCUAGCUUGUCCUGUCGAGAAGAUAGAAGCAGGUGGUCUACACCCUACAGCUGAACAGAUUGAACUCUUCGCCUAUCAUCUACCUGAUGCAACUCUAUCAAAUCUCAUUGAUAUCUUCAUCACUCUAUCUCAAGUAGAGAAGAAUUACUUUGUAUGCAAUGUAGAUGACUUCAAGUUUUUAGCUGAUAUGAUUCAACAUGUUCCUCUUCAUCUACGAGCCAGAUACGUCUUCUGCUGUGCCCCUAUCAACAGGAAACUACCUUUCAUCUGUACAAUGUUCCUCAAGUUUGCAAGACAGUAUAGUAGAAACCAACCUAUCACCUUUGACUGGUUCUGUCGAUCCGUUGGAUGGCCUCUAGCAGUCCCUAAGAACAUCCGUGAUCUGAUGCAUCUAGAAGCAGUUCAUGAUGUCAUGGAUCUAUAUCUAUGGUUAAGCUAUCGAUUCAUGGACAUGUUCCCAGACACCGCCCUCAUACAGGACGUCCAAGCCGAGCUAGAUGAUAUCAUUCAGAUGGGUGUGAUUAAUAUCACCAAGUUAAUCAGAGCCAGUGAGACCAGGUCUAACGGGAUGACGUCAUUACCAGAUCCUGAUAUAGAACAGAAAAAGACCCAUGGAAAGAUCGGUGAAGUGGCUGCAUCAAAAGACCAUUCUGAAGGAGGAGCAGACAGUGUCACUGGUCACAGGAAAUCAAGAGAUUCCUACAAAGGUAGCCACACCAAGCCUCGUCAAAGACCCCAUACCAUGGACGGGGAAGGUCAGUCGAGAGAUGACCUGUCUCAGAAGCUUGGUGGACUGUCUGGACGAUUGAGCCAGGAGCUGGUCAAACAAGGUUUACUGUCCGAGGACAUGCUGGAGAAGCUACAAGCGGAAUGGAAGGAAGCGAGCCGCAAGACAAGAUUGGACUUUGAUAGGGAGGAUUUUGAUGAUGGCAGCGGGAGUGAAAGCCCUGGAAGGUCUAGUGGUAGGUCAAGGAGGAAACAGACUAAACGGAAGAAAUGAUGAAUUCUGAUGUAAUGCCAUUCUUUUCUCUUGGACUUAACAGAGUAUCAAUGCGCUGCUCAUUUGAAUUUAUGUAAUGUCACUUUAUAGAAUUUGGGGUUAUAUUAAUUCUCGUAAUUUAUGAUAAAAUCUUUAGGUGAGAUAGAAUCAUAACAGUUGGUGUCCACCUGGUGUAUUUAAGAGCAAUUUGCAUCCUUGAAGCCUUAUUCUAACCUUUUCUAUUGUUCAUUAAAAUAUGAUUGACAAUCUGAAGCACUUAAACAUUUUCACUUGAGAAUUACAUUUUAUUGCAAGGUAACCCAUAUUUAGAGGGGUGCUAUCAAAAAGGUAAUUAAUCUAAUAAUUCGUCCUUUUGAGUAUAAAAUAGAAUAAUGAUAUAGGGUAUUUAUAUUGCGCACAUUUCCACCUUGUUAGGUGCUCAAGGCGCUCCUAUAUUACCCGGCUAAG
Molecule: messenger RNA, 3182 nt
Organism: Lytechinus variegatus (green sea urchin)
Lineage: Eukaryota; Metazoa; Echinodermata; Echinoidea; Temnopleuroida; Toxopneustidae
Product: ATP-dependent RNA helicase SUPV3L1, mitochondrial-like
Exons: 15
Coding region: 141-2735 (864 amino acids)
Biological process (GO): RNA catabolic process; mitochondrial RNA 3'-end processing
Cellular component (GO): mitochondrial degradosome
Molecular function (GO): RNA helicase activity; ATP binding; hydrolase activity, acting on acid anhydrides
Source: RefSeq, a predicted model, not a curated record